Messenger RNA from Penicillium cataractarum, 1551 nucleotides. RefSeq lists its product as uncharacterized. The transcript is spliced from 3 exons. Gene Ontology annotation, biological process: carbohydrate transport; transmembrane transport. Gene Ontology annotation, cellular component: membrane. Lineage: Eukaryota; Fungi; Ascomycota; Eurotiomycetes; Eurotiales; Aspergillaceae. The record is from RefSeq and is a predicted model, not a curated record. Gene Ontology annotation, molecular function: carbohydrate:proton symporter activity. The coding region runs from base 1 to 1551 and encodes 516 amino acids.
AUGGUUGCCAAUCUUGUUGUAACUACCUCAGGCGAGGAUUCACACGCUUCACUUCCCAACAACACCCAUGAUCAGUGGAUCAAGGAUGCUGGUCUUCGUCGUUUGAACUUAGGUAUCGGGCUGAUGUUUACAUCGGCUGCUGCCAAUGGGUAUGAUGGGAGCCUUAUGAAUGGCUUAUUGGCCUUGCCACUAUUCUUGAAAGAUAUAGGUGAAAUCAACUCAAAUGUUGAAGGCCUCAUCAUCGCUGGAGUUUCUCUUGGUGGUAUGCCGAGUUUUAUCCCAGCGUCAUAUUUUGCGGAUGCAUUCGGACGAAAGAAGUGCGUUGCUCUCGGCUCGGCAAUCAUGGUAUGCGCCUCCAUUAUCCAAGCUGCUACACAUGGACCUUGGGCAUUUUUUGGCACUCGUCUUAUGAUGGGAGUCGGAUUGGGUUUUGCACAGACCGCAGCUCCUCCCUUGACUACAGAGAUUGCGCAUCCGCGCCAGCGAGGGACUGUCACGGCUAUAUUUCAGUGCACUUGGUUUUGUGGUGCAGUCCUUUCCGCAGCUAUCACUCUGGCAACUCUUUACCUCUCCAGCUCAUGGUCAUGGAGGGUUCCAUGCCUAAUGCAAGCCUUUUUCCCUGCGCUUCAAUUGCUCGGGUUGCUGGUUGUUCCAGAGAGUCCACGAUGGCUUGUCUCAAAGGGCCGGCGGGAAGAGGCGUUGGAGAUCCUGGCUCGUUAUCACGCGAAUGGUGAUCAGACUGAUGAGCUUGUUCUAUUUGAAUACCGUGAAAUCUGCGAGGCCAUUGAGUAUGAGAAUGCAGUAGCUGAGGACAGUGGAUGGGCUGCAUUUUUCUCCACCCGCGGUGCAGUUCAUCGGCUGUUGAUCUGUAUUCUCGUAGGGUUCAUGAUUCAGUGGGCCGGUAAUGGAAUCGUCUCAUAUUAUCUCGCGCCUAUCCUCAAAUCAGUCGGCGUUACUAGUUCAAGCCAACAAGCAGGUAUAAACCUUGCUUUGCAGGCUUGGAAUGGUCUCGCAGCGCUAGGAGGAGCUUUGGCAACGGAGAAAUACGGUCGUCGAUCGUUGUGGAUGAUAUCAACAGCCUUGAUGUUGGUCUUUUUCGCAGCUGUUACGGCAUUAUCGGGGGUAUUCGCCGAGAUGCACAUAAGAGCUGCCGGUAGCGCCUCUGUAGCGAUGCUGUUUCUUUUCUUCGGCUCCUACGCUGUAGCGUACACCCCACUAUCAAUCGCAUACCCUGUGGAAAUCUUGCCGUUUCACUUGCGUGCUAAAGGACUUUCGCUUUGCUUGACAGUGGUGUUUGGCGCUGGGUUCUUUAACCAAUACGUGAACCCGAUAGCAUUUGACGCACUUGCCUGGAGGUUUUAUUUCGUUUAUGUCGUCUGCCUUGCUGCAUUCCUUGUCAUCAUUUACUUUCUGUUUCCGGAGACGAAAGGUCGUACUCUGGAGGAAAUUGCAGUUGUAUUCGACGGGCCUACAGAGCAAGCGAAUUCGCGACCCAACGAUGCCUACACGCUCAAGUCUCCCAACAAGAUCGAAGUAGAGCAUGUCGCCUAA